AUACAGUCAAAACGUGUUAUUUAUUUGCGUUUUAUUCAAUCUCUUUUCAGUGUGCUCCUGUUUCUCAGACGACUCUUUAGUCCAUCCUGAAAUUAUACACUUUCAUCAUACUCUUCACUGUACCAGGUUCUUUCCGAUCGGAAAUCUUACAUAGCAACUGCAGCAACCUUCUAACCGAAAUGGUUAACUUCCUGUCAAUCAUACUGCCAAUUUUAUUCUUUGUUCUGGCACCCAGCGGGAUUCAAGGACAAAGCGAUCACACACUUCAGUUGUACGAUGGGCCACUAAGUAGCCCCGGAUCAUGGAUAAGUGUCAAUAAUUACGUCGAAAAUCUUCAAAAUUACGCCUUCAACGACCUGGCGUCCUCUAUGUGCGUUAUUCGGGGCAUAUGGCUCUUUUAUGAAAACCCAAGUUACAAUAGUGUUUUCUUGGGAUUAUCAGCAUUCUAUUGGGGAGAAAACUUUUGUGAGGAUCUACCGACAGGUUUGAAUAAUCAGGUGUCAUCGGUUCGCUACGCGGGAUCACCUUACGGCUUCCAAGCCGAUUCCAUAAACAUCUAUCAAGUUGACUGGUUUCAGUCCUAUGAAGUAUUUGCCGCUACUGAUUCACUGGACUUAAGUCCGUAUUAUGGUGGUUCCAUAAUCGUUACGGGAAGAAGCUAUUGGACCAUUUACGAUUCUCCAAAUUACCAAGGCUACCGCGUUUGCGUUUCACCUGCAGAUAUUACUUAUGCCUACCCUGGAUUCUACACGCAGGCUUCUGAAUUCGGUUUUAGCGGUAGAGUGAUUCGCAGUGCACGCAGAGGCUGCUGGACCGAAAACAAUUUCCGACCAACAUUUUCUGCUCAGCCAGGGAAAUUAUAUCGUCGAAAUUGAAAAUCGCGUUCCCGUUAACCUCUUUCCAGCUGUUUUUUAACAUCCCGAAACGGAAGGUUAUUUGACAACAUUUUUCGACAUUACCCAUUUGUUCGUCUUAUGCAUCUAUAGUAAUGGUAAUAGAAGUAUCCGCAAGAAA
This is a messenger RNA of Daphnia magna, 1014 nucleotides long. RefSeq lists its product as uncharacterized. Lineage: Eukaryota; Metazoa; Arthropoda; Branchiopoda; Diplostraca; Daphniidae. Bases 180 to 875 code for a protein of 231 amino acids. The transcript has 8 exons. The record is from RefSeq and is a predicted model, not a curated record.